UGCAAUAGUGUGUGUGUGUGUGUGUGUGUGUGUGUGCAAGCGGCUGCCGUGUGCCGCACAUAAAAAAACUAUGUACAUACACAGCGACAACAAAUUAAUAACAAAGUAUUUACAUCAGCUUAGUGCAAGGUCCGCAUGUCUCGAUUCUGGCUGCUGCGCGCUUAUGCUACGCUGAAAAGAAAGUCUGUGACGCCGUCAGUCAUUUACAGCAAUAUGUGUUCGUGUGUGUGUGUGCAUAGAAUUAAAUAAAAUCAAAAGCAAUAUUCCAAGCGCGCUAAAAGCAUAAGAGCAGCACAACAAGCAGACAAAAUAAUAAUAAUAAUAAGAAGGAAAAACAAAACAAAUGAAGCAAACAAAUUUUGUUGGAUUUUGAAGCCGCAAUUUUAUCUAUAACUCUCUUCCCCAAAAACGCACAAAACCGUAGGCGCAUAAAUUUUUGCCAAUGAGUCGCAGACAGUCAUUGGAUCGACCAGGAAUAUUGUCUCCUCCGGGUCCGUUUCUGACGCCCAGUCCAUCACCAUCGAUCUCAGCUAGUCCGCGUCUGCAACCAUCACCAUCGCUGUCACCAUUUCCACAAGAUGUGCUGCUCGUAGCCGGUGGCAACGCAUUAAACGCCAACAGCAAUUCGCAGGAGCAUGAACGCAAGGCGGCGACGCCUGGCAGGCGACAAUCCAUACAUCAAUUCACAAAUGGCAGCCCCAAUGCCGGCACUGUCGUCUUUCAGCCAAGUCCCUCACAAUCGCCUGCCGCCGCCGCCACAACGGUCAUUGGCGUGACAGCUGGUGGUCUCAUAGCCUCCGCCGCCAGCAGCAGCGCAAAUGCCAACGCCAACGCGCUUGGCAAUGAGCUGAAUGCAACACUUGUGGGCUCCAACAACAUACAACUGAACAAGAAGGGCAACAAGCGUGCUGGGCAGCAACAACAGCAGCUGCAACAGCAACAACUGCAUCAGCAGCAGCAAUUGCAGCAGCAAAUCUUUAGCAGCAGCAACGCUGCAGCGCCCACCUCAAUCUGCUCAACAGUUGCCGGCGGCUAUGGGCAACCCAACGCAACAGCAAUCAGCACGCCCAUUUCGUUUGCGACAGCAAAUGUGGCUAGUAGCCCAAAAGUUCAAGCGAAAAAGGGCGCCGCCAAUUUGCUGCAACAGCAGCAGCAGCAACAGCAACAGUUCCAGCAUUAUCAAAGCAGCAGUCCGCUGAUAGCGGACAGUCCCAUACCAAGUCCCAGCAACGCGAUAGCAGCGGCGGCCAUCAAGCCGCCCACGCCGCAGCCCCAGCAGCAAACCGUACAAAUGUUGCCGCAGCAGUUUACCAUAACGGGAGCAACGCAGCAGCAGCAGCAGCAAGCGCAGCAGGCGGGCGCACAGCAAGUGUUUCAAUUUAUUCAGGGGCCGCAAGGUCAAAUCAUUGCCACCACCACCGCUGCACCGCAACAGCAGCAACAGCAACAGUUGCAGCAGCAGCAGCAACAACAACAGCAGCAACGCUUUACUGCCAAUGCCAACAUAACGCUGCCCACGAUCAACAGCAAGUCAAGCAAAGCGCCACAACAAAUACUGCCCAAGCCGCAGCAAGAGCAACAGCAGCAGCAGCAGCAGCAACAACAGCUUAAGCUUAAAGCCAACAACAACAGCAGCAGCAACAACAAUCAGCAGCAACAACAACAACAACAGCAGCAGCAAAUACUGUUGCCAGCAACAACAGCACAGCCGCAGCAAUUGCUGCUCAAUCAAAUGCCCGUGCUGGUGCAACAGAAUCCUCAAGGCGUGCAGCUCAUACUACGCCCACCCACGCCACAGCUCACUGCCACGCCCUCGCUCGUCAUACAAAAUCCACGCGGUCAAGGCCAACUGCAGCAGCCAGCACAGCAGCAACUGUUGCGCAUUGUUGGCACCAAUGGUGCCACCAUGCAACUGGCCGCUGCCACGCCCACCUUCAUAGUCUCCUCCCAGGGCAAUCUCAUACAGCAAACGGGCGCCGCGCACUUCCAGAACGCCAUCAAAACCCAAGGCACACAGCUCAGCGGUCUGCACGCUGCGCUAGCCGCGCAGGCGCCACGAUCUCAGCCGUUUGCCACAACGGCCACCAUCAACACGCAGCUGCUCAGUCAAAGUGUUGCCGCUCAGCUGCAGAAUCUGCAGCUGGCUGCUGCAGCCGCUGCCAACGGCAAUGGCAUUGCUCAGAUACAAAUGCCCAAUGGGCUGACGGCGAUUUCACAGCUGCAGCAGAAUCUUGGUGGCGCCACCAUCAAUCUGAAUCAGCUAAACGGCGCGCAGUUGCAGCAUAUAGCGAAUGCCUUUCAACAGCCGCAGCCACCGCCGCAGGCAACGCAGCAGCAGCAGCAGCCAAUGACAACAACAACUACAACAACAACUGUUGGCAACAAUGCAACGGAGCUUUACACACAAGCAACGCCCACGCAGGAGCCAGUGCGUCAAACGGCGGUGCAGCAGCAGGCCAUGGCCACCAUACAGCUGCAGCAUCAACAGCAACAGCAGCAGCAAGCGCAGAUACAACAGCUGCAGCAGCAACUGCAGCAAACGCAAACACAAGUGCAGCAGGCGCAGCAGCAGCAGCAGCAAAUACAAGUGGUCGAGCCCAAGAAGAAGCCGCGACAGCGCAAGAAGAAGCCAACAGCAGCAGCUACAGCAGCAGCAACUGCCAUAGCUGUUGCCGCCGCCGCCGCAGCAGCAGCAGCAACAACAACGCCUCAAAAGAUUGCCAUACCUGCCACGCCCAGCACAACGCCGCCCACAACAGCAGCAGCAGCAGCACCAGCAAUUGUACGCACGCCCACACAACUAACGUCGCAAGUAACGCUCGCUGUGGCACGUGCCGCCAAGUCGCCUUCACCGCCGCCAACGCACAUACAACGCGCCAGCAAUGGCAAACUCGAUCUCGGCGAUGUGAUGAAGUUCUGCGGCAUCACCGAGGACGAUGACGAUGAUGAGGACUAUGGCAUGGACAGCAUGCACAGUCAUGCUGAAGAUGCGCCAAGUGUUGCAGCAGCAGCAGCACCAGCAGUUGCCACUGUCACAACAGCAGCAGCAGCAGCCACUGCGCCCAGUUCCAAUGAUAUAAUGAUCUCCAUACCGAGCCAAAACGGCAGCGAUGGUCUGCCCUUCACGCUAACUAUACCGGCGGCCAGUGCGCCGUCGAACGAAGCCACCGAAAUACCAAAUAUCCUCAUCAAGAUCGAUCCCAGCGACAGUGCAGCAGCCUCAGCUGCUGCUGCUGCUGUUGCUGCCGCCGCUGGCGCAAACACAACUCAAGUACCACCGUAUACGCUAUCCACACCACGCCUGCCCACCGCCGAGGAGAUACAGCGCCAGGCACAGCAACAUCUCGCCCAGCAAGCAGCAGCAGCCGCCGCAGCGGCAGCCAAAAUCUGCAGCAUCAACAGCAGCAUGCAAGCAACGCCAACAGCACCAACGAUUAGCUUCAGUUUAAAUGGCCAAACACAAACGCUGGGCAGCGUCACAUUGCAGCCGUCGCCCAUAGCUGCGAGCAUAACGCUAACGACGCCCAAUCCAACAACAACAACAGUCGUGCCAGCAGCAGCAACAGUUGCUAGUGUAGCAACAACUGUGGCAGCCACUGCAGCUGUUAAGCCACGACGCAAGCCCGCAGUGCGUAGAAAUGCCAAAAAGCAGGAGACGAUCAUUGUGAGCAGCAGCAGCAGCAGCAACAUGCUCAACAACAGCAACACUAUUGUCACCAGCAGCAACGUUGCUAGCUUUAGCAGCUACAACAACAGCACAACCAUCACCAGCAGCGCAGGCAAUGCCAAUGGGAACAUCAAUACCAUUACCCUAACCACGCCCGUGAGCAGCAGCAACAGCAUAUUGCUGCCGCAUGGCCUGGGCAUAGCAAGCAGCGGCAACAACUCCACCACUGUGGUGCCCAGCCAAAUAGGCAACAUACAGAUCUCACAGGUGCAACAUCACCAACAGUCCAGUUUGCCCAUCACCAGCGCAGUGGAGAAUAAAAUCCAAAUCAUGCCCAUACUGCCACCAGGCGCUAGUGUCAUGGGGGGCGUGCCCGCCUCAGCAGCAGCAGCAGCAGCAGUGACAACAGCAACGCAACAGCAAGCGCAGCUGGUGUUCCAAUCAACGCCAACAGCAGCAGCAGCAGCAGCAACAACAGCAACAGUGCCCGAGUCCACAACCAUUAAGCUAACCAGCGAUGGACGCCAAAUGCAAUUAGUGAGCAUACCGCAGCCGACGCCACCGCCGCCGCAGCAGCAGCAGCAGCAGCCAACGCCGCAGCUAGCAGCGCCGCCAGCACCAACAGCGAACAGCGUGACAACCGCAGGCGGUGCCACGAUAUUGCCACCACAGCUUACAGGCAUGCCCGGUAAUGUCUCCAUUUCGGUUGGUUCGCCCGCCACGGCUGCUGCGCUGGUGCCUCAGCUAACCGGCAGUCUCAGCUUGGCCGUCUCCGAGCACUGCGAGCGCCUGAUAUUGCGUCAUGAUCCCAACAAUCCGCAAGAUCAUCAAUCGCAGUUGAUACUCCAAGCGCUGCUCAAAGGCGCGCUGCCCAAUGUAACGAUCAUCAAUGAGCCAACGCGCGUGGACAGCAGCAAGCAAGUGAUAACAACAACAACAACAGCAAUACAGCAGCCACAGCCAGUGCAGCAGUUGGCAACAGCAGCAGUGCCCAGCAGCAACACAGUGACAACUAACAACAGCAACACAACCAAAAUCACCAACAGUUUGCCCAUAAUUAAGUCCAAUGAGCCGCUGCCCUUGCCACUGCCAAUGCCAACAAUUCCAGCAGCAGCAGCAACAACUACAACAAGCAACUCACAGCUGCUUGUGCAGCAGCAACCAACACAACAGCAACAGCAGCAACCAGCGCCACAGCAAUUGCCGCCACCACAGCCGAUUGUAAGCAAUGCGCAACGUUAUGUUGCACUGCCGCCCAUAGAUCCAAGCACACAGCAGCUGUUUUGCCUAAAUAGCGUCAGCAAUCAAAUAACCGCCAUUAGUGCUGGACAAACUGCCGCCUCGAUUGGACCCACGGAGCGGCUGCUCAUAGCGCCAGCGGGCAUCAAUGCGCAGCAGUUAGCGCAGUGUCUGCAGCUGGGUCAGCUACACUUUAACGAUGUCAAUCCGCUGCCGGCAACACAACAGUUGCAGCAGCAGCAACAACAGCAACAACAGCAGCAGCAAACGACAACAACAUUGCCCAUUGCAUUUCGACAGCAGCAGCCGCCGCAGCAACAAAUUGUGCAUCCCAUACAGCCUGUAAGCAAUGGACAUGCCAUAGGUCUGGGCAUGGCCAUCAGCACGACAACAACCACUACGCUUACCAACAGCACCAGCACCACCACCAAUACCACCACAGUGACCAAGCAAGUGGCCAAUGUGGCGCCCAUUAUAGACCAAAGCAAAGCUAAGCUGGAGCCAGCUAAGAGCAAUGUUGCUGCUGCAGGCAGCGCCAGCAGCACAGGCGCCGUCGCCAAAAAGAAACCCGUGCGCAAGCCCAAGACGACGCCCAUUGCUGCCGACUUGGGUAAUCUGAAAAACGCGAGCGUAGUGAAACCCAUGCCCAAGUUGGAUCCACUCUCGCAAAAGCCCAACAACAAUCCGGUGCAGAUUGUGCAACCAAAUGUGGCAAGCGGCAAGCAGAUGAUUGUUGUUGUUAGCUCCAGUGGUUGUCAGACAACGACAACAACAACAACCACCACCAUGAGCAACAGCAUACAACCGUUCCAAACAACAAGCGGCACCAAACUGGUGGGCGUGACAGCGCCCAUGCAACAGCAGCAACAACUGCAGCAGCAGCAACAGCAGCAGCAACAACAGCAGCAGCAGCAACAACAGCUGCCAACUGCAACAGCGGCAAUGCAGCCGCAGCAACUGCAGCCAAGAGUUAGCUAUUGCCUAACAGCAACCACUGCAAGCACCAGCGCUGUUAUCAGCAGCACCACCAGCGGUGGCGCCAACAUUGCUCAAUUGCAGCUGCAGCCUGCACCAGCAGUACAACAGCAGCAGCAGCAGCCAACGCUGCCGCAGCACAAGCCACAGCCGCAGAAUACAAUUUCACGCGUGCAAACGAUACAACUGACCGCUCAAAUGCAACAAGUCUUUAGGCAGGUGCAAAUGCAAAUACAAUUUCUCACCAUUAAGCUGCAGAACAAAUCGUUUGCGCCCACAUUGCCGCUGUCGACGGACGCUGAUCAGUCGGCAAUCGCUCAGUACAACAAGCCGAUGACCGAUGCCGAGAUCAAUGUUGCAUUGCAGCGUCUGUUUCAAGAGCAGCAGCGCAUUUUGGCCUCGGGCAAGGAGGUGCCAACGCCAGAGGUUAUAUUGCCAACAGCCAAUGCCAAUGGCAGCUUUAGUUUGUUGCCGCCGCAGUUUCAGCAGCAAGUGCAGCAGCAGCAACAACAACAGCAGCAGCAGCAGCAGCUGUUGCAACAAAAUGCUGAGGCACUCAAGAAUCUGCCAGGCAGCGUAAUUCUGAAUGUGGUGCAGCCAAAUAAUCAUUCAUCCACAAAUACAACAACAACAAGUGCAACAACAACAGCUACGCUCAAUACACAACAACAGCAGCAGCAGCAACAACAACAGCAACUGAAUGUUGCACAGCGUAUACAUAUUUACCCUAUGCAGCAGCAACAGCAGCCAAUGCAGCAACAACAACAGCAGCAGCAGCAACCACUGUUGCAACAACAACAGCAACAGCCAGCGCCAGCGCCUCAAUCCAAGCCCAAGGAGUUGCCCAUACGUGCCAAAAUCAACACACAACAAACUACAGCACACUUGCCCUUAUUGCAGCCCAAACCCAAUAUGCUGCCGCUGCAGCCACUACAACAGCAGCAGCAACAACAACAGCAGCAGCAGCAACCACAGCAACAGCAGCAGCAAAGUGUAACUGCUGCCAAAAGUGGUCCACCGCCACUUAUAUUUGCUUGCACCAGCAAUCUGUUGAUUAACAGCAAUAGCAACAGCAGUAACAGCAGCAGCAGCAAUAUUACUGCCAACAACAACAACAAUAACAAUAACAGCAGCAGCAGCAAUUUGCUAUCAAUGCCACCAUUGCAAGCUCAGCAGCCGCCGCAACCGUUGGCUCCAUCCGCCGUGCUGCCCGCUACAAUGGGCGUGCCCACGCCCCUUACAGUGCCCACGCUACCAACAGUACCUGUCUUCUUGCCAAAGUCGGAGGAGCUAACGCCAAAACCAAAAAUUGCACGCCUCUCCUUGUUUGUGCGACAGCUGGAGGUGGAUCAGGAGAGCUGCUUGAAGCCGGACUAUGUGAAGCCAUUUCGCACCAAAGAGGAAGCGGUCAAGCGGCUAAUAAGAUACCACUGCAUGCAUGAGAAUGAUAUGGAGUUGCCCUCGGAUGAGGAUGAUGAGUUUGAGGAAGCUGCCAUAGGACUGCGUGACAAGUUUAUGCAGCUGAAUGGCAAAUUCCAGGAGAUACUAAUGCAAGAGUCAACGCUGCCACAUCGCACCUCGGAGCUGCUGCAAGUGCAACAGCUGCUUAUAGACGAUCUAAAGGGCGAGAUAAGUGACAUACGCAGUGCUGAAAAGGAUCUGCAGGAGCUGCAGCAGCAGCUGAAGCAAGAAGCAACUGCGGACGCUGAAGCAAGCUUGGAGGUCAAAGUUAAAGAGGAAAUCAAACUAGAACCGGAAGGUGCGCAAACAUCAGCAAUGGUUGACAAGUUUGAUUUGCUUAAGAACAGCGCUGAUGUCAACAAAGCUUACAACAAGCAGCAGCAGCAACCACAACAGUCACAGCAGCAACAGCAGCAGCAGCAACAAAUGGCAAAGCAGGAGCAGAAACAUAACUGGCUAAACGCUGAGGAAGCCAAUGGCGCAUUGACUGAUGUAGUUAAGAAGGAGCAGCACAGCAGCAAUAAUAACAAUGGUCAGCGCCUUAAGAAAGAUUUUCACUUUGACAUUGAAUCGGAACUAACACCGUUUAUAAUGAAGAAAAUUGAACAGAAAAUGAUAUUGGCAAAUGCCAAAAUCGAUGCCAGCUGUUUUGCUGACAAUUUGCAGCAACAACAGCAGCAACAUGUAACGCAACAGCAGCAGCAGCAUGUGAAGGCAACAGAAGAGCAAGAGGAUGGUUGGUACUGUUUGCAAAAGGAACUCAAUCUGAUGAGCAAUGAUGCAUUGCAAGCGCAGCCGCAACAUCAACAUGUGCCACCCGAGCAACAUUUGGCGCAGCAGCAACAUCUGUUUGAUGGCAACAAUCCAAGCGCGUUGCUUAGCAAUGGCAAUCACUUGUCCGAUCUGUUUCCCAAUGGCUGCAUAGACAAAUCAAAUCAAAGUCACAGCAAUUCGAACAGCAACAGCAGCAGCAAUAGCAACAGCUGUGCUGCUGAUGUCAGCGCCAGCAACAGCAGCGUGGGCAACAACAACAACAAUGCAAAUAAUGGACACAUUGGCGCCUCCAGCUGCAGUCAGCAGCGCCAACAGCCGCUGGCCAUACAAACUGAGGCGCAUCCAGCGAUCAGUGAGUUCUUCAACAGCGACUCGGAUGUGCAAAAGUCUGUGGAGACGCGUCUCGAGGCCAUGUUUGGUGAAUCGCCUGUGCACUUGGAUGUGAAGAGCAGCAAUGAUGACAUUGAAUCCAACUUGGAUGAGAUCUUUGGUGACUCCAAGUCGCCGCCAUCAAAUCACAAGAACAAGCUAAGCAUGUGGGCGCCCGAGGCGAGCUACAGUGCCAACUACAGCAGCAAUCAACAGCAGCAGCAAUAUGCGCAAACGCAGCAACAACAAGCGCAACAGCAGCAACAUCAUAUUGAGCUCAACUGCAACAACAAUCCGCGCUGGAUGCAGAGCAUGGAGGCGCACUAUAGCGACUAUUUAACCAGCAGCAACAACACAGUGGAUAGUCAAGCGCAUGGUCUGGGCUUGGUUAAUGGUGAAGCUGCACGCAAGCGACACUGGAAUGGACAGCUCAUGGGCUCGAGCAGUGAUUUGGAGGAUGAGAAUAGCAGCAAACGGUUGUGCACUGGCUCAUCCACUUCAUCAUCGCCCAUGUCGCAGCAGCAUGUGCAAGUGACGCCGCAUGGCAUAAUGGAUGCGGAUAUGCUGGCCUUGCACGAUGGCAUGGCUGUCGAUGCUGUAGGCACCAAUGGACCCGUUGCCUUUAGCCAACUGCUUAUGGAGCAGCAACAACAACAGCAGCAGCAGCAGCAACAACAUAGCUUUGCCAAUCAUCAAACAUUUGGCAAUAUGCUGGAUGCACAGCAACAACAGCAGCAGCAGCAACAUCAGCACUAUCAGCAUGGCGGCAUGCCACAGCAGAUGCAACAGCAGCAGCAACAUGUCAAUCACAUGGCGGGCAGCUCGGUGGUCACUGGCGAAUACGAUGAUGACAUAAGUCGACAUGUGGCCAGCGCUAUUGACAGCAUAUUGAAUCUGCAGAACAGCGGCGAUUCGUUGCAGUUCUCGCUGGGCUCAUUUUUGGGCGACAGCAACUUUGAUGAUCAACGCCAGGCAGCAGUUCUGUCCAGCUGCCAGCAGGAGCAAGUGAACAACAGACGUCGCCCGCUUGUGGACGAUAUGGGCGAUUGUCUCAUCAGUGGCGGCGCUAGCGCUGCUGUGGCUGCUGUUGCCGACAACAGCGGCAAUCUAUUGCUGGAGCAGCAGCAGCAACAUCAUCACGCACAGCCACAUCAUUUGCUGCAGAGCCAUCUGGGUGGGCAGCAAACGCAUUUGGCGCAUCAUGCUGCACAUCAUCAUGGCCUCACCCCAGCGCAGACGCAACAUCAUGCGCAGCUAAACGACUUUAGCUGUGUAGCUGCUGGACUCGAUGACAUCAAAUCAAUAAUGACCUCUUGACUUGCAGCGGCGCAUGGCACAGCUGCCGAGCUGCCGCCGGCGGCAACGGCAGCGUCCAACAGUCUGAUCUUGGAGUUCAAUGCGACGACACUGUAAGGCGCAGCGCAUUAAUUGUAUAAAACUAAACCUAAAGUGUAUAUCCUAUUAUUUUAUUUAGUUGUUGUGCCCCAGUUGUUCAACAUUUUGCAUCCUGCUCUGUACAAUUUAUUUUAUAAUUUUUGUAGGCUUAAGUUUUAAAAGAAUUAGUGUAAAUUAUUUGAUUGCCUGUUUUUCGUUCUUAGUCCAAUGUGUUUGUACAAUAUUUCCAACAAAUAAUCGAUUUCAAAUUAUAUAGUCGAGGAACUGCAAUCCUUGAAGAGUCAAUAGCAAAGCAAUUAACACAGAGAAUUGAAAGCAAAACGACGAAUAGCAUGAAAUGCUUCUCUCAGUGAACUACAACUGAUUGAAUGAAGAAUAUUUAUGUAUAUGUAAUGCGAAUUAAAUAGCAACAAUAAAUAAGCAAAAGCAAGCCUAGACAAUUUAUUACGAAUUAUAAAAGAAUUCAAUGCAGUUGGCGACACUAAUGCGAUUACUAAAUAAAUGUCUGUCUGCAUUCUUAUCAAAUCAGCACAAAUGAUCAUUGGUUGUGUAUUACACACAAUUAUGUCAAUAAACAAACAUGAUUAGGUGUAUGCAAAAACAAGAAAUAAAUAUUAAAAAGAAAACAAUUGUAAUAACGUUGCCAAUUUUGUUGAUAUGAGCAUGAUGAGUAUGAGAUUUAAAACCCAGCAAAUAAAAGUAAACCCAUAAAUAAUAUAUACAACAGCAAAUAUAUAUGUAUAUCUCUAAAUAUAUUAUUUAUUAUUAAGCAUAUGUAAAUAAAUUUAGAAUUCAGCUACAGCAUGCGCCAGUUUCAACUAUCGCAGUUUUUUAAAAUACCUAACUAAAUGGAUUUGCUCUUAGUGUUAAAUUGUGUAACAAGCCGCAAGCUAAAAAGAAAUACGUAAAUUAAUAAUUAAAGCAUAACUUUGAGUUCUAAGCAGUUCAUAAUUAAUUAUCAGUUCAAGCGCUUAACGUCUGUCUGCUUGCAAAUUACUCAAAUUAAUAAGUAAAUGUUACAAAACGAAAUAUAUGCAUGCAUAAUUAAUUUGUAUAAACAAUGUGCUCAAUAUAUGCUAUAAAUAUAUUAGCAACUUUUCGAUUUGGCUACGAAUACGGCCCCAGAUGAGAAUGAGAGAGUGAAACACUUUGACAAACGACGAAGCAAACCAAAAGCAGUUCAAACAAAAUAUAAAAAAAACACCACAA
Drosophila busckii is the source of this 11089-nucleotide messenger RNA. RefSeq lists its product as uncharacterized. The record is from RefSeq and is a predicted model, not a curated record. The coding region runs from base 443 to 9802 and encodes 3119 amino acids. The transcript is spliced from 11 exons. Gene Ontology annotation, cellular component: SWI/SNF complex. Lineage: Eukaryota; Metazoa; Arthropoda; Insecta; Diptera; Drosophilidae. Gene Ontology annotation, biological process: positive regulation of DNA-templated transcription.